Molecule: messenger RNA, 1820 nt
Organism: Podarcis muralis (Common wall lizard)
Lineage: Eukaryota; Metazoa; Chordata; Lepidosauria; Squamata; Lacertidae
Gene: ALG1
Product: ALG1 chitobiosyldiphosphodolichol beta-mannosyltransferase
Cellular component (GO): endoplasmic reticulum
Molecular function (GO): mannosyltransferase activity
Source: RefSeq, a predicted model, not a curated record
CCCGGCCUCUUGAGUGAGAUGGGCGCACAACCCUAGAGUCUGUCAAGACUGGCCCGUACGGGCAGGGGUACCUUUACCUUUAUGAUUCAUCCGCACAGGGAAGCAGAGAAGAAUCUCGCCCGUCCAGCCUCGUUUUGGAUCCAAGAUGGCUACCGUUCUGAAAGCGGCCUAUCUCGGCAAUGAUCCCCCACCUACAUAAUGCAGGCACUACUUCCUUGGUCAGAUUCAGCGGAAGGCGCUCUAGCCCUCCCACUCGAUCUCCCACAAGAUGGCGGCCCUCCUUUGGUUUACGCUUUGCGGGUCGGCGACGUUAACGCUGCUUCUGCUUCUCCUGUUACUAUGGCAACGGCAGCGGCCUGCUGGUUCCGAGGACCGCGUGGCGGUGGUGGUGCUGGGCGACCUGGGCCGCAGCCCCCGUAUGCAGUACCACGCCCUAUCGCUGGCCCGCCGCGGCCGCCGCGUCGACUUUAUCGGGUACCCGGGCACAAAGCCACAUAGCGAGAUUAUACGUAAUGGAAACAUACAGAUUGUUCAUAUCUCUGAGCUCAAAAUUUGGCAAGUUGGGCCAAAGAUGUUCCAGUAUAUCGCAAAAGUCAUUUUACAGAGCAUCCAACUAUUGUAUACAAUGCUGAGGAUAGCUAAACCAAACUAUGUACUUCUCCAGAAUCCUCCAGGUCUGCCCAGCAUAGCUGUUACCUGGGUGGCUUGUCUUCUAAGAAGCAGUAAGCUCAUCAUCGAUUGGCACAACUACGGUUAUACCAUAAUGAGCCUCACACAUGGAACGAGGCACCCUAUUGUCCGGAUUGCUAAGUGGUAUGAAGAAUUCUUUGGGCGUCUGUCUGACUAUAACAUUUGUGUGACUAACUCAAUGAAAGAGGAUCUUCUGGUGAACUGUAACAUCAGAGCGACAACCCUCUAUGACAAGCCAGCUUCUUUCUUCAAGGAAACGCCAUUGAUCGAUCAGCACAAGUUGUUCAUGAAACUAGCCAAAGAAUAUGCUCCAUUUAAAGGCCAACUUGUAGCAGAGUCCAGCCUCCCAGGUGAUGUUGAGAAAACUGCCUUUACACAAUUAGACACCAGGAGCGGAAACGUGAUGCACUGCAUGGGCCGGCCAGCUCUCCUCAUCAGCAGCACCAGCUGGACAGAAGAUGAAGAUUUUUCCAUCCUAUUAAGAGCUUUAGAAGAAUAUGAACGCUAUCUCAAUGAUGGAGCAAAGCUUCCUCCUCUUGUGUGUGUGAUAACAGGCAAAGGGCCUCUGAAGGAGUAUUACAGCAAGCUGAUUGCAGAGCUGCAUUUCAAGCAUAUCCAGAUCUGUACUCCAUGGCUGGAAGCAGAGGAUUACCCCCUUCUGCUCGGCUCAGCUGACUUGGGCGUCUGUCUUCAUAUGUCCUCCAGUGGCUUGGAUCUACCUAUGAAGGUCGUGGACAUGUUUGGCUGCUGCUUGCCUGUGUGUGCAGUGCACUUCCAGUGUAUACAUGAACUUGUGAAGCAUGAAGUAAAUGGUUUGGUGUUCCGGGACUCAAGCGAACUUGCAGAGCAACUGAAGAUGCUUUUCUUGGAAUAUUCUUCUGCAGAAGGCAAGCUCAAUUUAUUCCGAAGGAAUCUUUGCACAACCAAGCAGCUGCGGUGGGAUGAAAGUUGGGAGCAGACAGUGCUUCCUCUUUUUAGCAGCAGUUAAGCUGAUACGACUUCGAAGUUAAUUUAUAACUUGCACAUUCUCAAAAUCUGUAACACCACAAGCGUGUUUGUAUAUCAAAAAUUCUUUUUACAAAAGAAAAAGUGAUUUUAUAUGGUGAAUAAAAAGUUUUAUCUGGAGCUUC